Molecule: messenger RNA, 2702 nt
Organism: Trypanosoma cruzi
Lineage: Eukaryota; Euglenozoa; Kinetoplastea; Trypanosomatida; Trypanosomatidae
Product: ribonuclease inhibitor, putative
Exons: 1
Cellular component (GO): cytoskeleton; cytoplasm
Molecular function (GO): protein binding
Source: RefSeq, a predicted model, not a curated record
AGAAGUGCGGCCGACGCGGAGGUCACGCAUCGUGUAGAGGAGGAGCGACGCCGGCUGAGCCACAGGACGCCGAAAAGAAGGGUGCCGGUGAGGCGGCGCUGACGUACACGGUUCAGUUUGUGGACGGCACGAAGAGGCGCGUAGACGCCUUCCCGAGUGACACGGUGGCGGUGAUGAUUUCUCGGGUUGCCCUUCGCGCCGGCAUUGUGCAAUGGCGCAUGUUCUACCUUGCGGAGCUUGUGGACGAGGGAACUGUGCUGGGUUCGGUGCACCGCUACCUGAGCCGCAGCGCCGCACUGGAGGAUGAGGGCGUCACGCCGCAGACGGUUCUUCUCUUUGAGUUCAAGCACUAUAAACGGCCGCUUCACUGGGACGACGCUGUGGCGCAGGAGUUAUUUUUUCGCCAGCUGCAGCAGCACAUUGUGCGUGAGUAUUACCCCGUUUCGGAGGCGGUUGCGGUGCAGCUUGCGUCGUACGAACUUCAGGCGGUGUUUGGCGACUUCACGGCACAAAAGUCGCUUCUGUACUUUGACCGGGUGGGCCUUGAGGCAUACCUUCCCAUCUCCGUCUCGGCCCAUGAGUACGACUACUGGCAGCAGCGACUGGCGACAAACCACCGACGGCGCGCCGGGCUGACUGCGACGCAGGCGCGUUGUGGCUACAUCGACGUUGUGAGCACGACGCCGUGGUGGGGCAUGACUUUCUUUGAUGUGAGGGACCGCGACAACUGCCCAUUCAUUGCAGGUGUGGCGGAGGACGGGUUCUAUGUCUUUAGUGCGUCGAAGCAGGAAUGCCUCGACGCGAUUCCGUUCCCUGACCUUGUCGGGUGGGAGCGUUGCCCCGCGGGUGUUGUGAUAAGGCGCCGCGGCACUCACAAGAUGACGCUGUACGCCACGAGCCAGUUGCAGGCGAAGGAGCUCGUGGACCUGCUGAGCGAGUACUACAUGCUGCUCCCACAGCGGGUUCGGGAUGGGAUGCGCAUUGACGUUGGGGAUGUGGAGACAGUAAGUGCUGGGCUUGUCAGCCCGACAGUGUUUGAAUUUCCAGUGGUCAGUCGCCCGCACCCCGCACCGUACGGAUCGCGCGUGGAGUGUAUGAAGGCGGCAUACAUGUCGUACUGUGCGGAAGUGGAUGAGCUGGGGCAGCAGCACGUCCCGGCGGCGGCGCUUCUGCGCGCGAUGGACCGAGCCGUGGACGAUGGCACGGCGCUGGACGCACUGGAUCUCGCGAUGGCCGACCCUCCCGUCGACGACCGGCACUUUGCUGUUCUCGCCGAAAUUUUAACGUUUACGCUCCGUGAGUAUGAACCCCCUGAGAAGCACGAGGGGUGGAAGGAAAACAUUGCCGUCACGGCGGUGCUGCUGGCACAACCCUCGGUGGAGCGACAGCUCCUGACGGCGUCUUCUGUGCCGACAAUCGCGAAGGUGAUCGCGCUUUUCCCCGCGCUGCAGACACUUGACCUCUCCUACAUUCCGCUGGAUACGGCGUCGGAGCAGCUUGGCGGUGCGCUGGCCAGAGGUGCAAAGCAGCUGCGGCGCCUGGUUUUGAGGGGCUGUCGCAUUGGCGCGCGGGCGCUGCAUUCCAUUUUGGUCAUUUUUGGUUCCCAGAAGCCGAAUGCUUUGGAGCACCUAGACCUUGAGGACAACUUCUUGACGCACGCCGCUAUACAUCCCCUUUGUGAGGUGCUCAUGGAUGGUCGCGCAGCACUGAAAGAGCUUGACCUGGCGUUCAACCGCCUUGAGCCAUCAGGCAUCGAUGCGAUUGCUAAAGCUCUCCGUGCAUCCCCGCAGCUGCAGUCGCUGGAUUUAUCCGGUAAUCCUGGCGUUGAGCCGCCUUCAAUGCGGGCGCCUUUGCUGGUCACGAAGGGCAGUGGCAUUGCGCGACUCUCUCUCCGUUCCUGCAAACUGCACUUCGCACUCUUUGGCGCGAUGAACGCGGAGCUGAUGUCUAACGGCGACAUUGUGGAGCUUAAUCUGUCGGCGAACCCCAUUGGAGACGGUGUCGACACACGCGCAGCGAUGACGGCAUUUGUUUUUUUGGGUGAUCCGCGUUCAGCGUGCCGUCUGGAGGUGCUUUGCAUGGAGGAUUGCGGUUUGAUGGAGGGAAGUUUAGGUGAUGCGCUUGGAGGCGCCAUGGCGUCGAAUCGCACAGUGCAACAGCUUUUUCUGCGCAGCAAUGGCCUGGCACGGAAAACAGGGUUUCUUCCACCACUCUUGACGGAGGCUGUGGGCACCCAUUCUGUCUUGUGCGUCCUCGACUUGUCGGACAAUGGCAUUUCACAUGCAGGCUGUAUGCGGCUCUUUGCGGCUCUUGUGCGAAGCAAUAGCAUGUGCAAGCUUUACCUUGACGGAAACCACCUGGGUGCUGCUGAGGAGCCGGCAAGCUACGCCGAGCUUGUUGUCUUUCUUGAGAACAGUGUCUCACUGAGUGUGCUCAGCCUGUGCAACACCGAGAUGCACGAUGCUGCGCUGGAAAAAGUUGGCGAGGGCCUCUCGCGCAAUACUGCGCUUCAUACUUUUGUGGCGAGUGGCAACGCGUUUACAGCGUCGGGUAUAGCGGCUUUUGCACGUCUCAUACAACAAAAUGUGACGCUCAAAAACUUGGACCUUUCGACGGAAGCACUUUAUCAUGAUGAGGCUGUGUACGCAGACACGCACCGUCUUUUAUCGGGUGUGGGACGGCUGGAUUCUGUGCAGCUUUAG